Paecilomyces variotii is the source of this 1589-nucleotide messenger RNA. RefSeq lists its product as hypothetical. The transcript has a single exon. Lineage: Eukaryota; Fungi; Ascomycota; Eurotiomycetes; Eurotiales; Thermoascaceae. The record is from RefSeq and is a predicted model, not a curated record. The coding region runs from base 370 to 1494 and encodes 374 amino acids.
UGGGAUAUCUAUUUCAGCAUACAACAAACCGAGUGGGCAGUGGCUGAUUCCAAGAACAUAUGAACCAUUCACAUGGCGAAGCUUAACCGAGGGUGACCCGAAGCUCCAGAUCAACCUUUGUUGCACUGGUUGUCGCGGUCUUGGCGUUGUUCUACUUUCUACUCCAUACUCCAUGAAAGGGCUGAUCGAAAAUAGAGCAACCCAUCCUCAGAAUCAAAUGCAAGAACGUGCCAGAAAAGAAACAAAGACGAAGACGUCGUUCAAAGGCACCUAAUCCAUGCUAUUUGCAGAUCCCAGAGGCUUUUAUCGAACAGGAGUCUGGCCAGGGUCCUCUUAGCGGCUAAUUACCGGCUGAUACUGCCAGCCAGAAUGAGUAUGCCAACGAAGUCGAUCUUCCUGAUGGGGGCUCCUUUGCCAGAGAACCUGGUAUGGGAUGAGGAAGGACUCCUGAAUGCCCCGAUACCCCCGUUCAGCGGAGAGAAUAUCAGUGACGGGGAGACGCACGCAGCCUCUGCUACUCACUCAGUCAGGUGGAGGGUUUUGCAGGGUUCCAGAAGGGCCUCAGAAACAGCUGCAGAUCCUUUGCGGGGAAGUGAAGAAGCUCUCUUUUUGACCCCUCGAGAUCUCAAUGUCGUUUCCGUGGAGGAUCCUGCGUUUGGAGGCUGCGGAGGAACAAGCUCUGCAGACGAUCCCGACGUCCUCUCGAAAUUCUAUAAUCAUUCGUUCACAAUCUACGAGACUUCUGCAGCAGCUCUCCCGGCUGAAUCUACGGACUGGGAGUCCAGUGGUGACAGUGUCCAGACAAGCAGUACUGGCAUCACCCACGCUGGCCAGGGAGGCCCUUUGGUAGGAUCUUUCCCUCCCAUACGGGGAACAAUCAGCGAUCUGAAAGACAUUCCGAACGCGGCCUAUCUGCAUUCGAUUGUUCCCCAGACCAUGACUGUCAAUCUCGUGGUGGGCGUGAUCGCCGUGUACCCGCGCCGCCGUGUCUUAACCCGGUGGCAACGGGAACUGGAUAUUGUCGAGCUGAUUGUGGGGGAUAACACCAAGGCGGGGUUUGGCGUGACCAUCUGGCUUCCUCCGGCAGAGCAGACAACUAAGGAGACCAAUUCUGAGCGGGGGGCUGGCGGAGGCAUCCGUGCGGAUGCUCUUGGACAGGCCGUGGCAGGACUCCGCCCACGAGACAUCGUGCUGCUCCGGACGGUAGGCUUAAGCUCGUUCCGGGAACGGGUCUACGGCCAGAGCCUCCGCCAUGGUCUGACCCAGAUCGACCUGCUAUACCGCCAGCCUGUCGACUUGAACGAUCCCCCGGGCAUAUACACCUCGCGGGCGAUCGAUGCGGCCAGCGCGGACGAUCUGCGGACACAGAAAGUCCGCCGAGUCCGCGACUGGAUCAGGAACUUUGUUGGCUCGGGGCCGGAUGAGGCAGGCGGUGACCCUGGAAUGUGCGGCGCCUCGAAUCGGAGGCCUUUGCUCCCGCCAGACACGCAGUAGUAAAUUCAAACAAUCAUGGGGAGAAACGAAACAAGAAUAGUAACUACUAAAUAAUAGCAUCCUCACUCAGCCACCGCAGGCAAUGCAGGCAAUGC